This is a messenger RNA of Monoraphidium neglectum, 441 nucleotides long. RefSeq lists its product as hypothetical. The transcript has 3 exons. NCBI's taxonomy places the organism in Eukaryota, Viridiplantae, Chlorophyta, Chlorophyceae, Sphaeropleales, Selenastraceae. The record is from RefSeq and is a predicted model, not a curated record. Bases 1 to 441 code for a protein of 146 amino acids.
AUGGCAACGCGGAGACUGGCAGUAAGGCCCAUAACCUCAUGUGGCCUUGCCGGCGGUCGCGGCUGCAUCGCCAGCGCAGUGCGGCGGCCGCUGGGGCCACACCGAGCGCCGCUGCUGACAGUCGCCGCGUCGCAGCCCGACACAGAGGAGGCACGCUCCCCAGCUGAUGCCCCACAGGAGUGGGAGGCGCCGCAGCCCAGCCGCCGUCCGGACAUCUUCCCGGAAUUUGAAAAGAUGGAGCGCGUGUUCCUGCCGAAGCCGCUGCCUGGGGAUCCCGAGAUGCCGGAUGAGGAAGCCGAAGAGGCGGCCAAGCGCACAGAGCCGGGUGACCCUGACCCGGAGGCGCCGGCGGGCGAGCCGUCGGAGCCGGAGCCGCAGCCAGGGGAGGACCCCGCCGGGCCGGAGAGGAAGGACCCCUCCAUCCCCCAGGCGCCAGAGUGA